Vavraia culicis subsp. floridensis is the source of this 588-nucleotide messenger RNA. RefSeq lists its product as uncharacterized. The record is from RefSeq and is a predicted model, not a curated record. Lineage: Eukaryota; Fungi; Microsporidia; Pleistophoridae. The transcript has a single exon. Bases 1 to 588 code for a protein of 195 amino acids.
AUGUCUUCCGCUCACCAGAUUUCUAUUCUCAAAUGUAAGAAGUGUAACGAUAUGAUACUUACUGGCAGUGUGGGAAGUCACCACUGCACCAAGUCUAACAGCGACGCGAAAAAGACGAACAAAGUAAAAAAAGUCUUCUCUGUGGAUCGGUAUUGUGCCGUACCGGAGAACGGAGUUCCAUGCAAAAAUUCUCUUACGUGCCGGUUGCAUUCGCUAGAGCAGAAAAAUAAGGUACAAGGACGUGUUUAUCCGGUGGAAGACCUGAUAAGAAUUUGGAAGAGAGAAAAAAAUAGGAGAAGAUGCGUUCGAAUUAGAGAGCCUAAGUGCCUGGACAUAGAACUAAAAAACAAGGCAUUGGAAAUUGUGAAGGGAUUAAAGCCUGUGGUGGAGUACAGGUUCGAUGACCAGAAAUUUUUGAGAGAAUCCAAAGAGAUAAGGAGCAUUUUUUCGGCACUCAAAAAAGACAAUAAUGGCAGUGUGUCGAUGUCAUCUACUCCCGUCAACGAAAAAAUUAGCAAAAAAGUUGGGCUCGCCACAAGGAAGUACAAACAAAGGGGACAGAAACAGGGGUCUAGCCUCAAACAAUAG